AUGCCGGUGCAGCAACGGCCUUUCGGCACCACCAAGCGCCAUCAUGGCACGGCCGUAUACAGGAACAAGGCCAUAGCCACCUCGGCCGGCAGCAAAGCAGCUGCCUCGCAAGUCACGCCCCCGCCCGUCACCGACAUCAACGGCUGUCCCGUCGCCGGCCCCUCGCUCCUGCAUCCUCGCAUCGCCGUCCUCCUCGGCGUCCCUGCGCCCUGGCACUUGCCGCUCUUUGCCUGUCGGCUCCUCUCCAUCGCCCCGGCUGUCUGGUUCGCCAUUCCGCCCGUCUUGCGCCUGUUGCUGAGGCUACAGGAUGCCUUGUACGUCGGCCUGCAGCACCGGAGCCGCGGCGAGGGGGAGAUGCGACGAUAUUCUGGUCAAGUGGAGGUCCUACUGGCCAUUAUAUGGUGCAGCGCCUCUGGCUAUUUGUCCUUCUUUUUCACUGACUGUCUCAUGUCUCGCUGGCUUUUGAAUUACACACCACAGGCUACUAUAGUCCGCUUGCUAGCAGUAAAUGCUUUGAAUGGUUACUUGACCUCUUGGGUACUCUACUUGGCGGGAUCUUCACAAGAUGAUCGCUUGUUACUUCCAGCCUGGAUAGCUAUAGCAACCAUCUUGACCGCCAUUUACCACACGACACAACGCAAGAUCAACAUUCGGAAAGAGACCAACAUAUCCAUCAGCGUUUUCUCCAUCGCCAGCUUCACAAGCAUGCUUUGCUUGUUGGCUCAACUGCAUUCGGAUAGAGCUCAAAGCUACCCGGCGGUUCCUGCCAUAACCUUCAUGAGACAGGCAAGAUCCAUUAUCGAAAGGAUAAUCGAUAUGGAAGGUCGUUUGCGUGAGGGUUAUGGGUAG
This is a messenger RNA of Pyricularia pennisetigena, 849 nucleotides long. RefSeq lists its product as uncharacterized. The coding region runs from base 1 to 849 and encodes 282 amino acids. Gene Ontology annotation, cellular component: endoplasmic reticulum membrane. The transcript is spliced from 3 exons. Gene Ontology annotation, biological process: protein N-linked glycosylation; cellular response to oxidative stress. NCBI's taxonomy places the organism in Eukaryota, Fungi, Ascomycota, Sordariomycetes, Magnaporthales, Pyriculariaceae. The record is from RefSeq and is a predicted model, not a curated record.